Messenger RNA from Dictyostelium purpureum, 273 nucleotides. RefSeq lists its product as uncharacterized. The transcript has a single exon. Lineage: Eukaryota; Evosea; Eumycetozoa; Dictyosteliales; Dictyosteliaceae. The coding region runs from base 1 to 273 and encodes 90 amino acids. The record is from RefSeq and is a predicted model, not a curated record.
AUGGAAAAGCAUUAUAGAAUUGUAAAGUUGAUAACUUUCAUUAUCAACAAUAACGUCACCGGUGAUUUACUCAAUAAUGUACAACUCUCAUCUUCGUUUCCUUAUGCUGAACGUUAUCUUGCUGCUGCACAUGCGUCAGUAGCUCCCGUUUCUUCAUGUGCCCCGGUAGCUCCACUUGCUCCAGUUGCUCACUUUACCCCAGUCGUUGCUCAACAAAUACCACUCUCUCAAUAUCUAUCAACUGACAAUGAUACACCAUCCUCAACAGUUUAG